UUAGAAAGUUUGGUGUGUUACUGUUAGUAACAGGUGAGAAAAUAUUCGCGGCCGAAGAGGAGGAGGAGGAAGAAGAAGAAGAAGAUGAUGCCCAGAUGCUCUGUUUCGUCCAAAGAAGUUCAGCUCUUUCAGAGCUUGAAUGGACUUCAACAACUCGCCGAAACACGUCGUUUCAAGGCAUGGUUUUUAGAUCAAUUUGGGGUCCUUCAUGAUGGCAAAAACCCUUAUCCGGGGGCAAUUUCAACACUAGAAAAACUAGCAAGUACUGGUAGCAAGAUGGUGAUCAUAAGUAAUUCCUCAAGACGUGCAUCAACAACCAUUGAAAAGAUGAAGAGCCUUGGAUUUGAUCCCUCUCUUUUUAUGGGAGCCAUUACUAGCGGAGAAUUGACACAUCAAUACCUGCAAAGGAAAGAUGAUGCUUGGUUUGCAGCACUUGGAAGAUCUUGCAUCCAUAUCACUUGGAGUGACCGGGGUAUCAUAUCUCUUGAGGGACUAGACAUACAAGUUGUAGAGAAUGUUGAAGAAGCUGAGUUUGUUUUGGCCCAUGGAAGUGAAGCUUUGGGGCAUCCUUCUGGUGCUGCAAUUCCCAUGAAACUCACGGACCUUGAGAAAAUAUUAGAGCGCUGUGCUGCCAAAAGAAUUCCAAUGGUGGUGGCAAAUCCCGAUUACGUGACUGUUGAGGCAAGGGACUUGCGAGUAAUGCCUGGAACUCUGGCGGCCAAAUAUGAGAAGCUUGGGGGUGAAGUGAAAUGGAUGGGCAAGCCAGAUAAGAUAAUCUAUGAAGCAGCCAUGGCAAUGGCUGGUGUUGAUGCGUCUGAUUCUAUUGCUGUUGGUGAUUCUCUCCACCAUGACAUCAAGGGAGCAAAUCAGGCUGGAAUCCAAUCAGCUUUUAUCACUGGUGGAAUCCAUGCAACAGAACUUGGAGUCAGCAAUUUUGGAGAAACUGCAGAUUUGUCUUCUGUUGAAGUUCUUGCAUCGAAAUAUAAUGCUUAUCCGUCAUAUGUAUUACCUGCAUUUACAUGAUGCAGAUGAGUUUUCCAUUUGCUUGGCAGUCAUGACAGAUUUGUUGAAAUCGUAGACUUCCAUUCCCCUGAGUUCUGACUGUCUUUGACUGGAUGUUCCAAUCUAGGAUGGCCUAAAUCAUUACUUAGAAUGUCCUUCUGAUUCUGUGUGUCGAUCAGUGUACUACAGGAAUCCCAAUAAAUGGUUAGAGCCACAGAGCAAAACAUUCUACUUAAAAACACUACAGUGUGUUUCUAUGAACACUAUGGAAUUAUUUUGACGUCAUAUGUGUAGAAAGAUGACUUGUUA
Messenger RNA from Juglans microcarpa x Juglans regia, 1311 nucleotides. RefSeq names its product glycerol-3-phosphate phosphatase. Gene Ontology annotation, molecular function: phosphatase activity. The transcript is spliced from 8 exons. Lineage: Eukaryota; Viridiplantae; Streptophyta; Magnoliopsida; Fagales; Juglandaceae. Gene Ontology annotation, cellular component: chloroplast. Bases 85 to 1023 code for a protein of 312 amino acids. The record is from RefSeq and is a predicted model, not a curated record.